Messenger RNA from Dibothriocephalus latus, 375 nucleotides. The record is from the annotation of a GenBank genome assembly. Lineage: Eukaryota; Metazoa; Platyhelminthes; Cestoda; Diphyllobothriidea; Diphyllobothriidae.
AUGGGAAGUGGUGAGAGACCGAGGCGGAUUAUCCGUGAAUCCACUUUCACCAUAAUCCAACGUAAGUCGCCGCGUUUUCUGAAGAUCGUGGUGGACAGAGUCGAAAACGACGGUCAAACCGUCUCCUCCUCUGGAAGCUGUUCCCUUCCUACAAGAAUGCUACCGCCCUUCCCUGUUGACUUUUUUUCCAGUCGAAUGCACACUAGUGCCAAAACCAGUCCCCUGGCCAAGCUGCAAUUGAGUAUGUCACCAUCCUCCUUAUCGGACCUCCACAGGAAAGCAGACGAGAGGCAACGGCUGCUGAGCUUGGUUGACCUGAAUACCGCGGCUUCAAGAGACAGUUGUUUCGACUCCACCGGAGAUGAAAACCCGUGA